AACUGUAAUUGAGAUGAUAAACUUAUGAUAGAUUAUUCAACACCAAAAAGUGCGAGAAAGAAACAAAGGGAACAGGGGACAAACGACAAAGAGGCGGGAUCUUCUGGUCGACAAAGUGGCCAAUCCUGGUUUGCUUGUUAAAAUGUCGCACGCUGAUUGGACCAACAGUAAAAACUGCAGAAUCGUUGCCUAUUUGCAUACUGGUUUGUAUAUAUAAAGGGACUGCUGAUAACUGUGAGUAAUUCUGUUAGCUGCGACACACAGACUACAGUAUUUACAAUGCCAGAGCCAGCGAAAACCGCGCCCAAGAAAGGAUCCAAGAAAGCUGUUACCAAAACAGCAGGAAAAGGAGGAAAGAAGCGCAGAAAGACCAGGAAGGAGAGCUAUGCCAUCUACGUGUACAAGGUCCUGAAGCAGGUCCACCCCGACACCGGUAUCUCCUCUAAGGCGAUGGGCAUCAUGAACUCGUUCGUGAACGACAUCUUCGAACGCAUCGGAGGAGAGGCUUCCCGCUUGGCUCACUACAACAAGAGGUCUACCAUCACCUCCAGGGAGAUCCAGACCGCAGUGCGUCUGCUUCUGCCCGGUGAGCUGGCCAAGCAUGCCGUGUCGGAGGGAACCAAGGCCGUUACUAAGUAUACCAGUUCCAAGUAAUUUUUACUUGUGAACAUAACCCAACGGCUCUUUUAAGAGCCACCCACAAUACAUUAAGAGCAUCGCCAUGAUUAUAUUCAUAUUUAAAUUCUUAUUAGGUCUGUCAGUCUUUGCUCCUUGUUCGUUGCGGCGAAACAUGCUAAGCUAACUGGAGCAACAAUGAGUUGCUAAUUGCGUGAACAUGCUAAAAUGUCUAUGUUGCCUGCAUAGACUGUGGUGAGUACUUUUCGUCGUAUUAGCUAUGAACGCAAAGGAUGUGGGCUCUGCCAUUUAUAGGCCUACAUUACGUCUAAUCUACCAGCCACUGGCUGAAGGCAAAUGGUCAAAUUCGCCACCACACCAGAGAGUGUUAAAGCGGAGCGAGAGGCGCAAACGUUCGACAAUUUCCGCGUUCGAUUAUUGCAAGGGGGAGGGGGG
This is a messenger RNA of Alosa alosa (allis shad), 1071 nucleotides long. Its product is annotated as histone H2B 1/2-like. The record is from RefSeq and is a predicted model, not a curated record. Gene Ontology annotation, cellular component: nucleosome. NCBI's taxonomy places the organism in Eukaryota, Metazoa, Chordata, Actinopteri, Clupeiformes, Clupeidae. The transcript has a single exon. Gene Ontology annotation, molecular function: protein heterodimerization activity; DNA binding; structural constituent of chromatin. The coding region runs from base 280 to 654 and encodes 124 amino acids.